This is a messenger RNA of Dissoconium aciculare CBS 342.82, 1417 nucleotides long. RefSeq names its product pyruvate dehydrogenase E1, alpha subunit. Gene Ontology annotation, cellular component: intracellular membrane-bounded organelle. NCBI's taxonomy places the organism in Eukaryota, Fungi, Ascomycota, Dothideomycetes, Mycosphaerellales, Dissoconiaceae. Gene Ontology annotation, molecular function: pyruvate dehydrogenase (acetyl-transferring) activity. Gene Ontology annotation, biological process: pyruvate decarboxylation to acetyl-CoA. Bases 113 to 1141 code for a protein of 342 amino acids. The transcript is spliced from 3 exons. The record is from RefSeq and is a predicted model, not a curated record.
GCAGGAGGACGACAAGCCUUUCCAGGUCAAGCUGUCAGACGAAGCUUUCGAGACCUACGAGCUAGACCCGCCACCAUACACAUUAGAGACAACCAAGAAAGAGCUGAAAAAAAUGUACUACGACAUGGUCGCAAUUCGACGAAUGGAAAUGGCCGCCGACAGAUUAUACAAAGAGAAGAAGAUUCGAGGUUUCUGCCAUCUUUCCACCGGUCAAGAAGCUGUCGCUGUCGGUAUCGAGCACUCCAUUGAGAAGCAGGACCACCUUAUCACCGCCUACCGAUGCCACGGUUUCGCCCUGAUGCGCGGCGCUAGCGUUCGUUCCAUCAUCGGCGAAUUGCUCGGACGACGGGAGGGAAUCGCCUAUGGCAAGGGAGGCUCUAUGCACAUGUUCUCGACAGGCUUCUACGGUGGCAACGGUAUCGUCGGUGCGCAAGUACCGGUCGGUGCAGGAAUUGCUUUUGCGAACCAGUAUGAGGGCAAGAAGAACGUGACCCUUGCUCUUUACGGUGAUGGUGCUAGCAACCAGGGUCAAGUCUUCGAGGCGUUCAACAUGGCUAAGCUAUGGAAUCUCCCUGUCAUCUUUGGAUGCGAGAACAACAAAUACGGUAUGGGUACAGCAGCGAACCGCUCCUCCGCGAUCACCGACUACUACAAGCGUGGACAAUACAUCCCGGGUCUCAAGAUCAAUGGUAUGGACGUCCUCGCUGUCAAGGCUGCUGUGAAGUACGGCAAGGAGUGGUGCGCCGCUGGCAAGGGUCCUCUCGUCUACGAAUACGUCACCUACCGAUACGGAGGUCACUCCAUGUCCGACCCAGGUACCACCUACCGAACCCGCGAGGAAAUUCAACGCAUGCGCUCCACCAACGACCCCAUCGCCGGCUUGAAGCAGAAGCUGCUCGACUGGACCGUGGUCACCGAGGACGAGCUCAAGGCCAUCGACAAGGAGGCCCGCAGCCACGUCGAUGAGGAGGUUGCCGCGGCUGAGGCCAUGGACGUCCCACCCGCGACCCCGGAGGUCCUUUUCGAGGACAUCUACGUUCGUGGCUCGGAGCCACAAUUCCUGCGUGGCCGUGUCCCGGAGGAAAACUUCUACUACCCCGACCGACCAGUGCAGGUGCCCAAGAGCCCGGCGCAGACCUGAGAAUAUGAGGGAUAUAGUUGGGGGCCUCUUCAUGUGAUUUUAUUGUGUUUUAGGGAUUUUCGGUGUCAAAGCAAAGCAUCUUGGCUCUCGGCGCGUGCGUGCUGUCUCUUCCGUACUAAGCAGAGAUCUGUCCUCGGGGCUCGAUGUAUCUCCUAUAGCAAGGUUUUCUGGAAUGGCGUAGGGAUAAUAAUAUCUGAUGAAAGACCUUUUCGGAACUGGAGUUAUGUGUUCUAUUGCUCAUUGAGAUGACAAAUGCUACCUCAUUCGAUGAUGACG